AUGACGGCCAACGAGCUACAAAGGCAUCAGACGCUACAUUAUCCAUCCGGCCAAGUGCCUGCAGUGGUCCAACUCGGACUGCUCAGAGAACAGGACUUUGGAUCUUUAGAGCUCGUGCCGUGGUCGUCGAGGAGGACGCAAGAUUCCUUGAACCCCAGCGUGCCUGGUCCCACAGAUCCAUCAUUUCGACCACAAGAAACAGCGGUGGCUAUGUCGGACAGGGCUGAAGCGUUUCUGGCUGAUUUCAUUCUUCCUCUCUUCGCCGCCGCGGAUGAUACUUCAAGUCCUACCCAGGAAUGUGUGGCCGUGGUGUCUCACGGACUUUUUCUGUCUGUAUUGUGGCAGACCCUUCUGCGCAAAUUCAAUGCUGGUCGCGUGGUGCUUGGCCCAAAUAUUGAGGUUCCAAGCUACAGUCGACCUCUGGAGUAUUUACCGUCAUGGACUAACACCGGAUUUCUAGAGCUUACCAUCGAGAAUCCAAUAGACGACGUUGCUGCGGUCACCUCCAAGCCUGCCAUAGAGGAUCAGGUCUUAUCACCCUUCAGCGGCUUCUCGAUGACGAUUCAUAGUGUCAACAGCAAAGACCACUUAAUCGAUCUCAAGCGUGCACGUGGAGGAUUGGGUUCCCUUGCUUAUGAUGCUAAGCAGCAGAGCCUUGAUGGCUUUUUCCGACGACCGAAGUAA
Messenger RNA from Cladophialophora yegresii CBS 114405, 684 nucleotides. RefSeq lists its product as uncharacterized. Bases 1 to 684 code for a protein of 227 amino acids. The transcript has a single exon. NCBI's taxonomy places the organism in Eukaryota, Fungi, Ascomycota, Eurotiomycetes, Chaetothyriales, Herpotrichiellaceae. The record is from RefSeq and is a predicted model, not a curated record.